Messenger RNA from Chinchilla lanigera (long-tailed chinchilla), 948 nucleotides. RefSeq names its product olfactory receptor 2V2. Bases 1 to 948 code for a protein of 315 amino acids. NCBI's taxonomy places the organism in Eukaryota, Metazoa, Chordata, Mammalia, Rodentia, Chinchillidae. Gene Ontology annotation, biological process: G protein-coupled receptor signaling pathway. Gene Ontology annotation, cellular component: membrane. Gene Ontology annotation, molecular function: olfactory receptor activity; G protein-coupled receptor activity. The record is from RefSeq and is a predicted model, not a curated record. The transcript has a single exon.
AUGGCAGUAUGGUUGAACCAAUCAUCCACAGAUGACUUCGUCCUUUUGGGCAUUUUUUCCCACAGUCCAACUGAUCUUGUUCUUUUCUCUGUAGUCAUGACAGUCUUCACAGUGUCCCUCUGUGGGAAUGUUCUUCUCAUCUUCCUUAUCUACACUGAUCCACGACUUCACACUCCCAUGUACUUCUUCCUUAGUCAGCUCUCCCUCAUGGACCUAAUGUUGGUCUGUACCAAUGUGCCAAAGAUGGCAUUCAACUUCCUGUCUGGCAGGAAGUCCAUCUCCUUUGUGGGUUGUGGUAUACAAAUUGGUCUUUUUGUCUGUCUUGUGGGAUCCGAGGGGCUCUUGCUUGGACUCAUGGCUUAUGACCGUUACGUAGCCAUUAGCCACCCACUUCACUAUCCUAUCCUCAUGAAUCAAAAGGUCUGCCUCUGGAUGGUUGGGAGCUCCUGGGCUUUUGGGAUACUAGAUGGCUUGAUUCAGAUGGUGGUAGUAAUGAACUUCCCUUACUGUGACUUGAGGGAGGUGGACCACUUCUUCUGUGAGAUGCUAUCCUUGUUGAAACUGGCCUGUGUAGAUACAUCCCUUUUUGAGACAGUGAUAUUUGUUUGCUGUGUUUUCAUGCUGCUCUUUCCCUUUUCCAUCAUUGUGGCCUCUUAUGGUCGAAUUCUGGGGACUGUGCUCCGUAUGCGCUCUACUCAGGCCCAAAAAAAGGCUCUGACCACUUGCUCCUCGCACCUGACAGCUGUCUCCUUCUUCUAUGGGGCAGCCAUGUUCAUCUACCUGAGACCAAGGCCCUACCGGGUCCCUAGCCAGGACAAGGUGGUCUCUGUCUUCUACACAGUCCUUACUCCUAUGCUUAAUCCUCUCAUUUAUAGCUUGAGGAACAGGGAGGUGAUGGGCGCACUGAGGAAUGGAUUGAACCACUGCAGGAUCAGUAAUCAGCACUAA